This is a messenger RNA of Lycium barbarum (goji berry), 4376 nucleotides long. RefSeq names its product mitogen-activated protein kinase kinase kinase YODA. Gene Ontology annotation, molecular function: ATP binding; protein kinase activity. NCBI's taxonomy places the organism in Eukaryota, Viridiplantae, Streptophyta, Magnoliopsida, Solanales, Solanaceae. The transcript is spliced from 13 exons. The record is from RefSeq and is a predicted model, not a curated record. The coding region runs from base 1053 to 3734 and encodes 893 amino acids. Gene Ontology annotation, biological process: protein phosphorylation.
GUUGCCUCCCACUGGUUAAAUUUAGGAAAAUUUUGAAGUCUAAGAAUUUAGGGUUUUGAUGUAUUGCAUAAUUCAAGUCAAAUUUAGUUUACUUUACUCUGUAACGUACUAAUCACAAGGAUUUAUGCACAUAAUUUUGUUUUUUAUUUACUGUUAGUGAGUACUUAAGUUUUCACUUGAGCUUUUUAAGAAAAAAAAAUGUAUAUGGAUCAACAAUGGAUUUUUGAUUGCUUCCCACUGCUUAAAUUCACUUAAAUUUUUGGUCUUUGCAAGUCUAAAAAAUUUAGGGCUUAUGCACAUAAUUGUGUUUUUAUUUACUGUUAGUGAGUAUUUAAUGUGUCAUUUGAGCUUUUUUUUAAAUUGUUUAUGGAUCAACAAUGGAUUUUUGAUUGCUUCCACUGCUUAAAUUCACUUAAAUUUUUGGUCUUUGCAAGUCUAAAUGUUUAGGGUUUUGAUAUAUUCCAUAGUUAAGUACCAAUUGCAGUAAAUAUUCAAAUGAUUGGAGUUUAUUUGCAAUGGGUGGGUGUUGAAUGUUCCAUUUCAGCUAUUUCUUUUAUUGUUUAUCGAUCAAGAAUUGAUUUUUAUUGCUUCCACAGGUGAAAUUCAGGCAAGUUUGGUCUUCACAAGUCUUAGAAUUAAGGGCUUUGGCUUUUGUGUUCCCUUUUCGGUUUGUUGUGCUGCUUGAGCACUUUCUUGCUAACCCGCCUAUACAUUCUAGGUAAUAAUUGAGUGUUGCCUUCUGAUUUCAUUCUUGGGAAGCUUAGGAGAAUGCAUCUUCUAUCUGAGUUGUCUGGUGUGAUGGGAAUUUUCUUUGAGCUGCUGUGCCAUAAGGAGUCAAGACUGACUUUUAAGCCUGUGUGAACGCAUUGGUCAGAAAUGAACCUUGAUGCUCUUUGGCGGGCUGAACUAGUCACUAUGACCCCUUCUAUGAGAAAAAUGUGCAUUCAAAAGGACUCCUUGCAGAGUUUGGCUAUUUAGCGGGCUGUAUCCAACUAAAAUUUUGGUAUAUGCAAUAGUUGACUGUCCUUGCUCACGAUAAUUUCAUAUAAGCGAUGCGUUCAUGGUGGGGGAAGUCUUCAUCUGAGGAUGCUAGGAGGAAAUCCAACAAGGAAAAUUUCAUUGACACAAUAAAGAGGAAACUGAAGAUUUUCACUGAGGAAAAAUCAAGUGGUAAAUCUGGAUCAUCUCGAAGUCGACAUAAUGAUACAAUUUUAGUAAAGGGUUCUCAAUCAAGGGUUUCAAGGUCACCAUCACCAUCUACGCCAGUUCCACGCUCUCUGGGCUUUGCUGAUAGGACUUCUUCUCAACCACUUCCCCUUCCUGAGGGUCACUCUUCUUAUGUACAUCUUAUUGACUCUGAUAACAGUGCAUCUGUAAUAUCACAGACUGGUGAAGUCUCCAAGCAAUCAUUGACUUUGCCUCUUCUAACGCCUAGGCUUCCACAUGGACCAGCUGCUGCAGGGGUUGACAGGGACUUACCAACUGCUUCUUUUUCAUUUGACAGCUCCAGCGACAGUGAUGACCUUACUGACUCACAGCUUCUAAGUCCCCAAACCUCCGAUUAUGAAAACGGGAGCAGAACUGCCUUGAAUAGUCCUUCCAGUUUGAAGCAGAAAGUUCAAUCCCCUAUUGCAUCCAAAGAAAGCUCAGGAGAGAUGUUGAAGUCAUCUAAUCUUUUAUCAGACAAUCAGGCGAUCCCAACAUCUCCUAGACAGAGGCUUUUAAGCUCUUAUGUACCAGACUUAAAGAUUCCUCGUCAUGGUGCUUUCUAUAGUGCUCCUGACAGCUCAAUGUCAAGUCCUUCAAGAAGUCCCAUGAGGGUAUUUGGGCAUGAACCGGUCAUAAGCUCUGGUUUCUGGCUAGGGAAGCCACAUGGAGAUAUAACCUUCUUAGGAUCAGGGCACUGCUCUAGUCCAGGUUCAGGCCAGAAUUCUGGGCAUAAUUCAAUUGUAGGUGAUAUGUCAGGGCAACCCUUUUGGCCACUCAGCAGGUGUAGUCCUGAGUGUUCACCUGUACCUAGCCCCAGAAUGACUAGUCCUGGUCCUGGCUCUAGGAUACAUAGUGGUGCUGUAACUCCCUUGCAUCCUCGAGCUAGUGGGGCGUCUGCUGAGUCUUCCACAGCUUCACUUGAUAAUGGAAAACAACAAAGUCACCGCCUACCUCUUCCUCCUAUAUCAAUUCCUCAUUCUUCUGGUUUUUCUCCAGCAUAUUCAAUGGCUCCUGCAAUUCCACGAAGUCCUGGUAGGACAGGAAAUCCUCCAACCCCAGGGCCACGUUGGAAGAAAGGGCGUCUGAUUGGUAGAGGCACAUUUGGACAUGUGUACCUUGGUUUUAACAGUGAAAGUGGUGAGAUGUGUGCAAUGAAGGAAGUAACACUUUUCUCAAAUGAUGUAAAGUCAAGAGAGAGUGCACAGCAGCUUGGACAAGAAAUAUCUCUGCUAAGCCAGUUGCGCCAUCCAAAUAUUGUGCAAUAUUAUGGAUCUGAGACGGUAGAUGACAAACUAUACAUAUACCUUGAGUAUGUUUCUGGUGGUUCAAUCUAUAAAAUUCUUCAAGAAUAUGGUCAGUUGGGUGAGCUUGCAAUUCAAAGUUAUACUCAACAAAUUCUGUCUGGACUUGCAUAUUUGCAUGCUAAAAACACAGUGCAUAGAGAUAUUAAAGGGGCAAACAUACUGGUUGACCCAGAUGGCCGUGUUAAAUUGGCAGAUUUUGGGAUGGCAAAACAUAUAACUGGUCAAUACUGUCCUUUGUCUUUCAAGGGAAGUCCUUAUUGGAUGGCACCUGAGGUUAUUAAAAAUUCAAAUGGUUGCCAUCUUGCGGUAGAUAUAUGGAGCCUUGGAUGCACAGUUUUGGAGAUGGCAACAACAAAACCACCUUGGAGUCAGUAUGAGGGGGUCGCUGCUAUUUUUAAAAUUGGAAACAGCAAGGAACUUCCUGCAAUCCCCUAUCACCUCUCAGAUGAGGGCAAGGAUUUUGUGCGGCAAUGUCUACAGCGCAAUCCACUCCACCGUCCAACAGCUUCUCAGCUCUUGGAACAUCCCUUUGUCAAAAGUGCUGCUCCAGUUGAAAGAGCCAUUCUAAGUUCUGAUCCUGUAGAAACAGUGGGCGUGGGACAUUUAAAAAGUCCACCAUACAUGGACUCAGGAGGAGUUGCAGUUCAUCAUCAGCCUAGAGGUUCAAAAAUUCUUCCUGGAUUUAGCGAUUUACCUUUUCCAAGGAACAUAUCUUGCCCAGUUUCUCCUGUUGGGAUAGAGAGCCCUGUUUUGCAUUCACAGUCACCUAAACAUAUGAGUGGAAGAUUGUCCCCCUCUACCAUAUCAAGUCCCCAUGCUGUAUCUGGUUCAUCAACACCUCUUAGUGGUAGUGGUGGUGCUGUUCCACUAUUUAACUCAAUGAUGCCAACAACUUAUUCACCAGAAGGUGUAGGCACAUCACCAAGGGCCCAAAGCUGUUUUUACCCUGACGGUUACACUAGUCACGGUCUCAAAUCUGACAUGUUUCGAGGGACUUCUCAAUCCCAUUUGAUUCGAGAAACACUUCCAUCUGACAAUGGUUUUGUUGGAGAUAAGUUUGGGGGCCAUGCUCAAAGUGGUGUGAAUGGACAACCAUAUCAGGGACAGUCAGUAUUAGCUAACAGGGUUGCCCAGCAGCUCCUGAGGGAUCAAGUAAAUUUGAUCCAAUCGUUUGACCUGAACCCUGGCUCUCCAGUUUUUGGUCGGGAUAAUGGGGUCUAACUUAUUAUAGCCGCCUGAAAAAGGAUGGAUGUACUUACAAUAUCUCAUGGAACAACUGUACAGUAACUAUACCAAAAGGUCUGCGGUUUGCUGAAUAAAUCUUUUGGAGACGAUGUGUAUUUUGACUGAUUCAGAGACGUGUAUAAUUUUGGUACUGCUUAUAUGAGACGCAGAAUGACACAAAAAGGUACUAGGAACUCGCUUUUGGAAUCCUGGUUCCCAAACUCUUGGCAUAUAGAGCUUUUCUUCCUCGGGUUAAAAUACAAGGGGAGCUGAAAAUGGUCAUAGCAGUAGACGGCAGACUCCAUAGGAAGACAGAUUCAAAGACUAGUCGGGGAAUCUCAGGCUUGCUUUAGAAUUUUUGGUAACUGUUCAUAGCAAAGCUCUCUUACGUACUCGUUUGAGCUUGUCAGCAAAAGCCUGUUGUAUAUUGUAUUAUGGUUCCCUGAAAGCCAGGUUUAAUCCAAUUUUCAACCAUAUUCCAAACUUUUGAAGUUAAAUGUGUGUUCAACCUUUAUCCUGUGUAAUGUUGGAGAAGCAUGCUUGACUAAAGUUUACAUCCAUCAGUUUACAUAAAUUGUUGUUUUGAACUCGGCCAUCGGAUGUGCAAACAAGUGGCUGGAUCAACUGAUAUUGAACAUG